AUGGAGCAAGACCGACGACAAGCAGAUCUCUCGACACCAGAGCUCGAUGGCGAGGCCAUCGCCGUGUCUAAGCAACCUAAGAAGCGAUUCAUCGGACGUAGGGCAGCAGCAGAAAAAGCAGCGGCCAAAGGCGAGACAAAUGGCGGCGGUAUCGAAGACAGCGGGGCUGUUCAAGUCGCCGCACCCAGAAGGAGCGCUCGUGCCUUGAACCAAGUACCUCCCGAGAUUCUGAACGAUGAAGACAUCAACGCAGCCGUUGCCCUACUCCCCUCCAACUACAACUUCGAAAUCCACAAGACCAUCCACAAGAUCCGCACUGCAGGAGCAAAGAAAAUCGCGCUACAAUUUCCCGAAGGCCUCUUACUGUUUGCGACGACCAUAUCCGACAUCAUCACACGCUUCUGCCAGGACACGAGCACAUUGAUCAUGGGCGACGUGACAUAUGGCGCAUGCUGCAUAGACGAUUACACGGCGCGCGCAUUGGGGUGUGACAUGCUGGUGCACUACGCGCACAGCUGUUUGAUCCCUGUCAGCGUGACGCAGAUCCAGACGCUAUACGUCUUCGUCGACAUCGGUAUUGACGUCUCACAUCUCCUGGCGACCAUCGAACGAAACUUCAAACCAGGAUCUAGGAUCGCCAUGGUUGGCACCAUUCAGUUCAACGCGACGCUGCAUGGUACGGCUCCACAGCUGCGGAACGCGGGCUACGACGUCGUGAUACCGCAGAUUGCACCGCUGAGUAAAGGCGAGAUUCUGGGUUGCACAAGUCCAGCCCUCAAGGACGAGGACAAGAUUGACUCGAUUCUAUAUCUGGGAGACGGACGCUUCCAUCUGGAAAGUGCAAUGAUUCACAACCCGACGAUACCUGCGUACCGAUACGAUCCCUACUCGAGGAGGUUGACACAUGAAACAUAUGACCACGAGCAGAUGAUGUCUUUGCGAAGUGAUGCCAUCAGGUCAGCAGGAAAAGCAAAGAAAUGGGGGCUGAUUCUUGGAUCGCUCGGAAGACAAGGAAACCCGCAUACAAUGACCAUGAUUGAGCAGCGGUUGCAAGAGAAGGGCAUACCAUGGGUGAACCUGCUGCUCAGCGAGAUCUUCCCGGGAAAGUUGGGAAUGAUGGACGACGUUGAGUGCUGGGUGCAAGUAGCAUGCCCUAGACUGAGUAUCGACUGGGGUUAUGCGUUCCCACGACCAUUGUUGACGCCGUACGAGGCGUUGGUGGUGUUGGGAGAGAGAGAAGGAUGGGAAGGAGAUAAGAAGGUAUAUCCGAUGGACUUUUAUGGAAAGGAUGGUCUGGGAAGAACAAAGCCUGAAGAUGUGGCCGCCAGGACGCGGGCAGUCCAGAGUGUCGCGUAGAUGUCAUGUCACAAUAUCAAAGAUAGCGACUUGUUUGGAUGUUGCAAUUCAUGUUCGACCGUG
Molecule: messenger RNA, 1419 nt
Organism: Aureobasidium pullulans EXF-150
Lineage: Eukaryota; Fungi; Ascomycota; Dothideomycetes; Dothideales; Saccotheciaceae
Product: diphthamide biosynthesis protein 1
Exons: 2
Coding region: 1-1356 (451 amino acids)
Biological process (GO): protein histidyl modification to diphthamide
Molecular function (GO): 2-(3-amino-3-carboxypropyl)histidine synthase activity
Source: RefSeq, a predicted model, not a curated record